Penicillium paradoxum is the source of this 1749-nucleotide messenger RNA. RefSeq lists its product as uncharacterized. Gene Ontology annotation, molecular function: propionyl-CoA carboxylase activity. Bases 1 to 1749 code for a protein of 582 amino acids. The transcript is spliced from 3 exons. The record is from RefSeq and is a predicted model, not a curated record. NCBI's taxonomy places the organism in Eukaryota, Fungi, Ascomycota, Eurotiomycetes, Eurotiales, Aspergillaceae.
AUGACGAAAGAAAACGAUAAUCCAUCAAUCAGAACAGGCAAAGACCAAGCCACCGACCGCCUACACCAGGUCUCCUCCCAUAUAUCGCCACCAGAUCAAACAAAAAAGCCGAAAUCAAAAUCAAAGUCUACAGAAAAUCGCCUCCCAGCAGACCACUCCGAUGUGCUAGAUCAAAUAGCCUCUCUCCGCACAAUAGCCGCAAAGCCAGACCCAAACCACAGAGGCUACGUGCGACAAAAGCAAGCCGGCAAAUUAUGGGUGCGCGAGCGCAUCGAACAACUCCUCGAUCCCGACAGUUUCCAAGAAAUCGGAUCCGUUUCGGGAACGGUAUCAUGGAAAAAGACCGCGCCAAUGCGCGAGAAACCUGUCUCCUUCGUGCCUAGCAAUAACGUCCAGGGCGCGGGACUGCUUCGCGGCAGGAAAGUUCUGCUUACGGCAGAUGAUUUCAGUAUUCGGUCUGGCCAUGCUGACGGUGCGAGUGUUGGAAAGACGCUUUAUGUUGAGAAGCUUGCGAUUGCGCUGCGGGUGCCGGUUGUGAAGCUUGUUGAUGGGAGUUCGGGGGGUGGGAGUGUCACCACGAUUCGAAAAGAGGGUUGGAGCUAUCUGCCUCAUGUUGUAUCUUUUCCGCAUGUGAUUAAGCAGUUGAACAUGGGCAUUCCGAAUUUGGGAGCUGUUGUUGGGCCUGCGAUUGGACUUGGUGCCGCGAGAGUGGUAUCUUGCCACUUCUCCGUUAUGGCAGCUGAUAUUGGAGCUCUGUUCAAUGCAGGCCCGAAAGUUGUUGAAGGCGCAACAUUUGAAGAAGGCCUUGACUUCCAGGACUUGGGUGGGCCUAUGGUGCAUUGCAUGAAUGGCACGAUUGAUAACCUCGCGGCCAAUGAAGCGGAGUGCUACGAGCAACUGCGAACAGUUUUGAGUUAUCUUCCCAACUGUGGAACUGAGGCACCGCCGACGAUUCCCUGCACGGACUCAGAGGAGCGUGAGGAUAUUGCAUUGCGGAGUAUCAUUCCUCGACGACAGGCUCGUAUGUACAAUGCCCGUACAAUUAUUCUCUCUGUCGUGGAUCAGGACUCUUGGUUUGAGAUCGGAGCGCUAUGGGGCCGCACGGCGAUUGGAGGACUUGCACGACUGGGAGGCCGCCCUGUAGGAAUCAUCUCGCUCAAUUGCGAAGUAAAUGGUGGUGCGUUGGACGCGGCAGGCAGUCAAAAGUUGACGCGACUGCUCAAGCUGUGUGAUGUGAUGAACCUGCCGAUUUUGCAGUUUUUGGACGUUCCUGGUUAUGCUAUUGGCACUGUUGCUGAGCGCACAGCGACAAUGCGCUGGGGUGUUGAGCUCGCCAAGGCCUACUUCAGUACCACUACUCCUGUGUUCAAUGUGGUCACGCGACGUGUGUUUGGCGUGGCUGGGGGUGUUAUGUUGGGUUGUCGUGAUCCGGUUAUGCAGGUUGCUUGGCCAUCUGGACAAUGGGGCUCAUUGCCACUGGAUGGUGGGAUUGAGGUGGCGCAUCGGCAUGAGCUGCGUGAGGCUGAGAAGGUUGGGAAAAAGGAGGAACGAUAUAAAGAGCUGGAAGAAGAGUAUCUACGGUUGAUGAAUCCGGUGCGCACGGCGAACGCGUUCGGGAUUGAGGAGAUUAUUGAUCCGAAGGAUACACGGAAGGUUUGUUGCGCAUGGGCAUCGCAUGUCUAUGAUGUUCUGCUUAAGGAGAGAUUGGCAGAAAGAGUCUGUGGGAAGCUUCAACCUUCUUUUGCCUGA